This is a messenger RNA of Fonsecaea multimorphosa CBS 102226, 1524 nucleotides long. RefSeq lists its product as uncharacterized. The transcript has 4 exons. Gene Ontology annotation, molecular function: monooxygenase activity; iron ion binding; heme binding. Bases 1 to 1524 code for a protein of 507 amino acids. The record is from RefSeq and is a predicted model, not a curated record. NCBI's taxonomy places the organism in Eukaryota, Fungi, Ascomycota, Eurotiomycetes, Chaetothyriales, Herpotrichiellaceae.
AUGCUCGAGCAGGCCACUGGUUGGCUGCAGGUCAGCUUCACCAAGAUCCUCGCACUAUUCGCCGUCACCUGGCUGAGUUGGUUCGUCGUCUCAACUCUCAUAGCAUACAAUAAACUACGACAUAUCCCUGGACCUCCGUUGGCCGGCUUCACGAAUUGGUGGUGGAUCAAAGCUGCAAUCUCGGGCAAGGGACAUCUUGCCCUGAAACAUGCUUGCGAUCGUUAUGGAUCCAUUGCAAGAAUUAGCCCCGGCAUGGUGGUGACGGCGGAUCUAGAAUUGUACCGGAAGGCCAAUGCCAACAGGAUCAACGACUACUCCCGAGGCCUGUGGUACAAGGCAUUCAAGAUGGAUGCCGAGCGAGAAAAUCUUUUCACCGAGCUGAAUGACGAGAAGCACUCUGCGAUGCGUGCAAAACUUUCUCCGGGGUAUUCGGGCAAGGAUAACCCUGAAUGUGAGCCCAGUAUCGACCAGAUGGUCAUGGACGUUGUGCAUUUGAUCAAGCGGAAAUACCUCUCUGUGGGAUCCAACAUCAAGCCGCUGGACUGGGCUCAGCUAGCACAAUACUUCACGCUGGAUGUGAUUACAUACCUAUCCCUCGGGGAAGCAUUUGGCUUUGUCGCGGACGACGACGACAAGUAUACAUAUGUGAAGUCCAUGGAGGACAACUUUCCCAUCAUGAAUGUCUUUUCGGCAGUGCCGCUGUUGUCCACCAUCGCGAGAAUCCCAACGGUGCAAGCCAACCUUAUCCCUUCACCCAAAGAGAAGACCGGGCUAGGCAAGGUCAAAGCGGUUGCUCGGCAGAUUAUAGCUGGCCGUUUCUCUGGGGAGAAAGCAGGACGAUACGACAUGGUCACCUCGUUCAAGAACCAUGGCUUAUCAGAACUCGAGAUCUCGGACGAGUCGCUGUUCCAAUUGCUGGCAGGCUCUGACACAACCGCGACUAUCGUUCGUACUGGCUUCCUGUCAAUCUUGUCAAAUCCACAUGUGUACCGAAAGCUACAAGCCGAGGCAGCGGCAACAGAUAUACCCUUGGACAAGAUCAUCUCCUACUCUCAUGCGCUGAGACUGCCCUACCUGCAAGCUUGCAUCAAAGAGGCUCUGCGCCACCACCCAGCUGCAGCGGGCUUACUACCUCGAGUUGUGGGCGCACACGGUGAUACACACAACGGCGUCUACCUUCCUCCUGGCACCGAGGUCGCCUUUUGCGCCUGGAACUUGCACCGCCACAACACAGAGGUGUACGGCGCAGACGCCGAAAUCUUCCGACCUGAACGCUGGCUUGAGGCUUCUCCUGAGCGCUUGGCUGUCAUGGAAGAAGCACACCACCUCGUCUUCGGCAACGGCAGGUUCCGAUGCAUGGGCGAGAACAUUGCGAGGCUGGAGCUGAACAAAAUCUUCUUCGAGAUGAUCCGGAGGUUCGAUUUCAGCUUGGUUGACCCUGUCAAUCCGAUCAAGAAGAACACGAAUUACGGAUUGUUCGUGCAGAAGGGCAUGUUUGUUAGGGUGAGCGAACUGGAAAACUGA